This is a messenger RNA of Stylonychia lemnae, 534 nucleotides long. The record is from the annotation of a GenBank genome assembly. NCBI's taxonomy places the organism in Eukaryota, Ciliophora, Spirotrichea, Sporadotrichida, Oxytrichidae.
AUGAUAUAGAGUUCAAAUUGCAAUGUUUAUUAUGGACUCAGUGACUUAAUCAGAGGAAAUGCCCUGGGUCUACUUCAAGAUAGUACUGCAUUAAAAGCUGCAUGCUACAUUAGAUCAAAUGAGGUCGCCUAAUCGAUUUUAUAGCUUUAAGAAGCUCUGGACAAUCCCUCAAUAGUUGACUUCGCAAGACCAUUCGUGCUAAUGAAUGAUAUCAUUGUUUAAACCUCUGAUUAACUCUUUGCAUGUGAGUAUAAGAGAUUUACAUUGCAGCUUUAAAUCAGAUUUACUACAAUCCCAGGAGCCUUUAAUUUGCUAGCUGACAUCAUCCUAAUGCUAGUCCUUAACGAAGACAUCAAAAAUGCUUUCUUGGGAAUAUUCACUGCACCUAAUUGUAUAAAUUUGGGAUAUAACUUGGGCUACUUUUAAUCAAGAUUUUUAAACUAUAGAGCACAAAUUGAUUUCUCCUAUGAUUCUUUAUUUAACUAUAUGGAAUCGCCUUAUGCAAAAUAUUCAAAUGCCACAUAUACUUUGUGA